Messenger RNA from Orbicella faveolata, 3882 nucleotides. RefSeq names its product plastin-2-like. Lineage: Eukaryota; Metazoa; Cnidaria; Anthozoa; Scleractinia; Merulinidae. Gene Ontology annotation, molecular function: calcium ion binding; actin filament binding. Gene Ontology annotation, biological process: actin filament network formation; actin filament bundle assembly. Gene Ontology annotation, cellular component: cytoplasm; actin filament bundle; actin filament. The record is from RefSeq and is a predicted model, not a curated record.
AUUAAGUGGAUGGCGGCUUAGUAUCCCAAUUAACACAACGGUUGAUAUUUUAAAUUCACAAGAUCGCGGCUUACAUGUGUGUCAGGAGUUUGAAACAAAACUCAAUUUCACAAUGUUAAGCAUUCAUCAAAUUCAACUCUCACAGGGUUUUUAACUCUGGAACGAAUGAGGCUGAAAAAUGUUUCUCUUUACCCAAAAGUUUAAUUGUAUUUGCGGAGUAGUGGAAUUCUCAGGCAUGGCACAAAAGAACUUUGUAUAAAAUGCCAAGCGCUCAAAAAUAGAAGAUCUCCGAUGGAAACGUAAAUAGUAAAAUAAGCCGAUUUGAGGCAGUUAAUAUUUAAUGCCCUUCUCCCUAGCAAAGCACAAAGGCGCCGGGAAACGGAAAAACAAUCUUAGUAAAUCCGCGAUGGGUACUUUACGAUGACCAAAUUUGGUCACAGAUAGUGACUGUUGACCACUAGGAGUGCUUUGCUUAUAAGCUUCCUAGAACUCCGCGCUGCCUUCUAAAAGACAGACCGCAGAAUUUCUUUUGAUCUGCACUUAGUUGUCCCUUGUGCUUUCUUUGCAAGAGAAGUAUUAUUUGCACUGCUUGUUUUCAAAAUGGCUGAUCCUAAUGUCUCGUUUGAGGAGGAGGAUGAGAUUCGAAAGUCAUUCAACGAGUUUGACUUGGAUGGUAAUGGCUUCAUCACGGCUAGCGAGAUCGGAAAAGCCAUGAAAGCUCUUGGAGAAGAUAUACCUGGCUAUCAAGUACGCAAUAUUAUCGACGAAGCUGAUAAAGACGAGAACGGAAAGAUCGACUUCAAUGAAUUUUUGAAGAUUUAUAAGACAUACAGCAAGAAAUCUGCAGGCUCAGAGUUUAUGAACUUAAUCCGAAGGAGAGAACAACUUGAGAUUUCGGGAGGGACAUCAGAAAGUUCGGCGGCAGGCACAAGGCAUUCGUAUUCUGAAGGAGAGCGGGUCGCCUUCGUAGACUGGAUCAAAACAUCACUGAAGGACGACGAAGAAUUUAAGACCUAUUUACCUAUCGAUUCAACAAGCCAGGAAAUCUUUACAAAGAUCAAGGAUGGUAUAAUUUUAUGUAAAAUGAUCAACGUGGCCGUGCCUGAGACUGUUGACGAGCGUGCCAUCACCAAACCAAAGUCAAAAAGAGAUUUAACAGCAUUUCGUGAGAAUCUGACGCUGGCUCUGAAUUCAGCGCGCUCCAUUGGAUGCAGUUUAGUUAACAUUGGAGCCGAGGACCUUGAAAAGGGAACCACUCACCUUGUGCUGAGUUUCCUGUGGCAGAUCAUUAGACUCGGCUUGUUUGCCAAGAUCACCUUGAGUAACGUGCCAGAGAUGGUCGCUCUCUUGUCCGAUGACGAAUCGUUGAACGACCUGAUGGCGCUACCACCAGAGGACAUUUUGCUGAGAUGGUUCAACUACCAAUUAGAACAAGCAGGUUGCGGUCGACGAGUGGAAAACUUUAGUGAUGAUGUCAAGGAUUCGGAAUGCUACUUUCAUCUUCUCAGGGUGCUGCUAAAGCGCAUUGAUCCGGAUGCAGUGGACAGCAGUGUCAUACAGGAACAAAAUCCCAGCAAGAGAGCGGCGAGAACGCUAAUGAUGGCAGACAGCAUUGGCUGCAAGAAAUUCGUGCGGCCCAAGGAUGUCGUUGCUGGUGAUCCAAAGUUAAACAUGGCGUUUGUAGCGAACUUGUUUAACCAUUACCACUGUUUGCCUCCAUUGGAUUCGAAUGACGAGGAUCCUAAAGAAGAGACCAGAGAAGAGAGAACCUUUCGUAAUUGGAUGAACAGUAUUGGCGUCACCCCAUAUGUCAACUAUCUUUACACCGAUCUUCGCAAUGGAAUAGUCUUGCUGGAUGUGUUUGACAUCAUUGAGCCAGGGAUUGUGAAAAGGAAAGUAUACAGACCACCUUACAAACACAAUCGUGAGAAGAUGGAACAAUUAGAGAACUGUAACUGCGCACUGGAGAUUGGCAGAGGGAAAGAAAUGAACUUUUCACUGGUCGGGAUUGGAGGGCAAGAUAUUUAUAAUGGCAACGAAACACUGACUCUAGCUAUUGUUUGGCAACAGAUGAGGGCGUACACUCUUGCCUUGCUCUCAAAGCUGACUCCAGAUGGCACAAAGAUUGAAGACAAGGACAUUAUCAACUGGGUUAAUAACAAGUUGCAAGAGGCAGGCAAAUCAAGCAGGAUCACAAACUUCCAGGAUCUUAGCAUCAGUAGCAGCCUGCCUGUUCUGGAUUUAGUUGAUGCUAUCAAACCCGGCACCGUGAAGUACGAUAUGGUGGCCAAGGGCUCUAGUGAAGAGGACAAACACAGAAAUGCCAAAUACGCCUUGAGUGUUGCACGAAAGAUUGGUGCUGCUACCUACGCGUUGCCCGAUGACCUGGUAGAGGUUAAACCCAAGAUGGUGUUGACAGUUUUCGCCUGUCUAAUGGCCGCUAAUCUGGUUAUUGAGAAAAAACUGAAGAAGAAUAGAAAAUGCUAAGUGUUUUGUAAUGUUCCUUUGCUAUUUAUCAUUUCAACGUCGAUCCAGAAACUAAUCCAGAAUCCUUGUCAAAAUAGAUUUUAACACUUGAUAUUUUGAAUCUGUGAAAUACUGAGUUGUCGCGCAAAUUGGAUUGUAAGUCAGUUGUUGUAGUGAUUAAGCGUAGCUUAGCUUACCUUUUUGAGAGUAAUAAAUAUACCCAUUUAAAACCUCAAUAUUUGUGAGGAGAUUGGGUCACUGCUCCUUACGAUUUUGGUAUCGAAUAAACAAUCGUAGGGACUGGUCAAAAAGUACAUGGGGGUGAGGUGGGGUGGGCAGAAGCAUUUGAAAAUGUGGUGGUUAGAAAACACCUGACCCACCCCUCCCAUUUGGCACAAAACUGAGUGACCCACCCCUAAAUGCGGGCUGAAAAUAACAUGACUCACCCCGCUAUAAAACAUGACAUUUUUGGUUGCAUAAUCCUACAAAAUCACAUUUUGUGUAUGAAAUUGUGGUAUUAUUUACGUUUCAGAUUUAUUUCUAAAUAAUAAUAAUAACACAAAAUCAUCUAAAAGUAAUAUCAUUUUACUGUUGCAACUUUUAAGUCAUGUCUGUAAACUCUAAGAAAACUUGACCUUUAACGUUUCACACUAGGCCUCCAGAACUGUAGUGGGUCCUGGGCAGGGGCGGGGGAGCGCCUGGUCCUGAGGGUUAGCCAGUUAACUACGAGUCCCAGAUCUAUGAACAUGUGUCCCGUACCCUUGAAGACAAAUAGCAUGUAGACACAAGUUGGCCAUUUGCUGUUCUUGAAGACCAGCAUGUCAACAGAGCACAGUGUUUUGAAAAUUUCUGCCUUGGGACUCCUUGCUUAAUCCGUUAGCCUUCUUAGCUUUCGUACCGAUUUUACAUGAAAUUGUCAUCUCUAUUGUGCACCAGCCAAGCGUACUUUUUCAAACACGGCUCGAAAAGUUUUCGUCCUUUGGAACUGGAGGGAGUAACCUAUGUUGUCGAUUGUUUCAAAUGUGUGCCAGUUCCUGUUAUAAAACAGGAUGACCCACCUCCAUGGGUAGCUGAAAAUUGAACGACCCACCCCUUACCAAGGGCUCAAAAACUGAUGACUCACCCCGUCUCUGCUCCGGCCCACCCCCCAAUACUUUUUGACCAGUCCCUUAUCCUAUGUUAUCUUGCUGUGACUUUUAAUAACCAAGACGUUUGACCGUCCCCAAGUUUCUUCAUCGCUGCGUGAAAUAGUAGCAAGCUGACUGUGGGUGCGGGAGACAUGCAGGUGCUAGCUAUUUUUAGUAAUUUUAAUUGAGACAUGGAGUUUUAGUAUAAAUCUACACGCGUUCUAUCACGAUUGCCGUUUUCUAAUUGGCCACGUUACUCACUAUCUAUUUAACAAAUAGAUUCCAUGUU